This is a messenger RNA of Coccomyxa subellipsoidea C-169, 904 nucleotides long. RefSeq lists its product as hypothetical. The record is from RefSeq and is a predicted model, not a curated record. Bases 66 to 584 code for a protein of 172 amino acids. Lineage: Eukaryota; Viridiplantae; Chlorophyta; Trebouxiophyceae; Coccomyxaceae. The transcript is spliced from 5 exons.
UUUCAGUUUCUUUUAGCGCAGUGCCAGUGUCUUCACUAGUGAUUCUAGACGUUACUGAGCUCAGGAUGGGGGCCAAUGAAGAUGCUGAUCUGAAGGACAAAAAGGAAGGUAAAGCCAGCGAUGAGGAAGCAACGCGACUGCAACAGUUGAAGGGAAAGGGCAAGGCUGUAGAGCAGGAGGAAGAGGAGGACGAUGACGCAGACGAGGAUGAAGAGGAUUUUGAUGAGGAAGCAGAUGAUGAGGGGAGUGAUGAUGGCGAUGAGGCAGAAGACGAUGAAGAGGCUGACGACGAGGAGGAGGAAGCGGAGGAGAAGCCACCAACAAAGCGGAAGGCGGGUCGCUCAGCCAGCGGCAGUGAAGCUGGACCAUCAACAAAGAAGAAGAAGAAGCCCAGCGGUGGUGGUGGUGACGACGAGGAGGAGGAAUCCGAACCAGAAAUUGUGAAAGGCCUCUCUGGGGAUGAGGUGGACCAAAGCCUCAUCAUUGCUGGCGGCAGAAGGUCCAGGCGUGGCCGCCCCCAGUUUGGCAGUUCAGGUUCCAAGUACAAGUACGAAAGCAAGGAUGAUUCUGACGACGAGUGGUAGCGGAUUUGGCUGCCGUGAACUUGCAGUGGGACCACUGGCUGCCAGUGGCAGCAUGAUGACAUUGGCAUGAAUUAGCAAUUUCUAGCUCAGCCUGGAAGGCAUCCUCGUCACUGCGAGAAGAAGCAGCUGCCGAGUCCUGAGGUUGCAGCAUGCGAUUGCCCCACAGUGACUUGGCAUGCUGAAGGUAUAGGUAUCUAUAGAGCCUGUCAGCUGGUUUCCACAGUAACAGGUGUGAGACCUUGGCAAGUCAUGGGUGGCAACUAAUGUCGAACAUGAUGUUGCAACAACUGGACCUGCCCACCUGUAAGUGUUUGUCUCAC